AUGCAGCCCAGGAGAAACCCUUACCGGCUGCUGGGGGACGGGCGCUGCCUGGCGGACUCCCGACACCGGGCGACAAUGGUAGCAUCGCGACUCAGCUCCUCCUGGUCACUGGCCGCUCAGUGUUGGUCUCUGUUUGUUGGGUGGGCUCACGGAAAACGGAACCUAACAUAUGGGGGCUCGUCCGGUCCGUUUGAGGACCCCCCACUCAACAACCAGAGGUGGCAGGAGGCGGGAGUGACCUGUCCUUUUGAUUCCAGGGGCGCCUGCCUGGCCGGGGAUUAUACGGCCUGCCUUUGCCUAAGCAUCGUGGUCCACUCCAUUCCGGAUCCAGUUCCGUACCCUCCCAAGAGGCUCGGCGACAAAACGAGGGAAGUGAUUGUUGAGUGUUUGCGGCGAGCCCCGGAGUCUCUGGGGAAAUUGUCCGGUUUGAGUCCGGGGGACCGUCAGUUUGGGUCUGACAGGGAAAUUGUCCGGUUUGAAUCCGGCGGGACCGUCAGGCCGGCACCUGACGAUAAGCUAAGCCUCCAGGAGCGCACGGGGGACACCCUGUCUCGCUUAUGGACUUGGGACUGCUCUGUCAUAUCUGCGGUCCGCGCCCGGGUCUUGGCCCCAGGAACGGAGGGGCAUCCCAAUCAGGUUCCUUAUAUUUUCACCUGGCAAUCCCUGGCCCAGGAUCCCCCACCUUGGCUAAAACCCUAUACAGACUCUAUCCUGGCUUUGGCUGUUACCCUAGACCAUGGUAACCAGACCAACGGGAAACCUUCAGUGCCCCCUAUACUCCCGGCGCCUGAGGAGCCUCCUUUGGAUCCCCCAUGUCUCCCUCUCCCACCGCCAUAUAUUCCCCCGCCCUUAUCUCUCCCCCUCCCCCAGGUGAAGCCCAGCUGGCGGCCCCUCCACCAGCUCCAAAUCCCUCCCCCCGCACACCGCACCCGAGGCCAGACACACAACCCCGAUGUGGUCCCCUCUUCAACAAUCUUCUUGCCCGUUUGGCAAAAAUUAGUUUUCGGGGACGAUGGCCGUCCCACUACCGAUGCCGCUUGUCUAGAAGCAACCUUCCCAACUAGCCGCCCCAACUGGGACUUCUCGACAGAACAAGGGGCCCCCACCAGUCAGACAGCCAUUCUCUUAGCCUUUGUUAACCAAGCUGCGCCUGAUAUCCGGCGUAAACUACAGAAAGUGGAUGCUUUUACAGUCCAGUCUCUGGAAGAACUAUUAAAGGUUGCUGAGCGGGUCUUUAACUCCAGAGAAACCCCUGAGGAUCAGGCAGAGCGCCUCAGACAAGAGGAUCUUAUUAGGCAAGAGCAGAAACAGAAGGAAUCUGAGGCCAGGGAGGCGGUGCUACCCCGCCGCACAGGGGCACCUGCUUCCGGUGCAGACAACCCGGACACUGGCACCAUGACUGUCCUAAUGGUCGGGGGUCCUUCACACAACAACGCCCAAGGGGCCGAAGGGAGAGGAGCAGAACACUCAGUCUUGUUAAAACCCCUGGGGACCACUUCCUCUAAGACAUCCUUAGUUCAGGGAGUGACAGGCUCUCACCGAUAUCCUUGUACUACUCAGAGGACCGUGAAUCUGGGAACACACACUGUAUCACACUCCUUCCUAGUCAUCCCCGACUCCCCGGCCCCCUUACUUGGCCGCGACCUCCUCCACAAACUGGGAGCCCAUAUUCAGUUCUCCUGAGACUCCGUCUCAGUGACGGACUCCAGAGGCCAACCUUUAACUGUUCUCACCUUGGCCCUUCAAGACGAACACCAUCUGUUCUCGGACCCUAACCCCCUGGACAUCCCACCCCAUAUCAAGCCUUGGGUGAAGGACCUACCACAAGUUUGGGCAGAAGUAGCGGGCGUUGGAUUGGCUGUGUACCAACCCCCCAUCAUUAUCCCACUCAAAGCAGGGGCAACCCCCAUUAGGGUCCACCAAUACCCUAUGCCCCUAGUAGCCCGUCAGGGCAUCCGGCCUCACAUCAAUAGAUUUAUGGAGGCGGGGAUCCUGAUCCCCUGUAAGUCACCCUGGAAUACUCCCCUUCUCCCAGUCCGAAAACCAGGAGGGGACUUCCAGCUGGUACAGGAUUUAAGGGAAGUCAACAAGAGGAUUGAGGACCUCCACCCCACUGUCCCUAACCUGUACACCCUUUUGAGCAACCUCCACCCUUCAUUAACAUGGUACUCUACCUUAGAUCUGAAGGAUGCUUUCUUCACACUCCCCCUAUCACCUAUCAGCCAACCUGUCUUUGCUUUUGAGUGGUCAGAUCCCUCCUCCCAAACUACAAUUCAACUAAAGUGGAUGAGGCUACCACAAGGCCUAAAACUCAGCCCCACCCUCUUUAUCGACGCCCUAGCUCGGGAUUUGGGAGAUUUUCGGUCCACCCAUCCUGAAGUUACUCUUUUGCAAUAUGUGGAUGAUCUCCUGGUGGCCUCCCUCAGUGAGGAACAGUGCAAACGCGAUACCAGGGCGCUUCUCCUCACUCUACAAGAGGCAGGAUACAAAGUUAGCGCAAGGAAAGCAAAAAUCUCCCGCACCGAUGUUACCUUCCUGGGCUAUAGGUUUCACGGAGGGUCCCGUUGGUUAACCCCCGCUAUGACUAAGACUAUCCUGGCCAUUCCUGCUCCCACUUCCCCUCGACAGGUCCGAGAAUUUCUGGGUACUGUGGGGUAUUGCCGUCUUUGGAUCCCGAACUUCGCAGAGAUUGCAAAUCCCCUCUACUAGGGUGCCAAAGAUUCUGGGAGCUGGGCCUGGACACCAGAGAUGGACUCGGCCUUCCAGGCGCUCCGACUGGCCAUGCUACAAGCCCCUGCCCUGGCCUUGCCAGACCCAGAAAAACCAUUUACAUUCUUUAUAGAUGAAAAAGGGGGAGUAGCGAAGGGAGUUCUAACCCAGAGACUGGGUCCGUGGGAUCGACCAGUGGCAUACUUAUCCAAACGGAUGGACCCUGUAGCAGCAGGAUGGCCGGCUUGUCUCCGCAUUAUUGCGGCAGUAGCUCUCUUGGUCAAAGACGCCGACAAACUCACCCAUUGACAGGCCCUGGUCAUUGCCUCUUCCCAUGCAAUCGAGAGCUUCCUCCGCCAGCCCCCAGUCAGGUGGCUUUCACACUCCAGGCUGACCCAUUACCAAUCCCUGCUCCUCAAUGAGUCCCACAUCUCCUUCAGGGUCAUCUCUACCCUGAACCCGUCCACCCUUCUUCCCACUGGUGACACAAUCGAACCCCAUUCCUGCCAGGACAUCUUGGUGGAAGCUAUCUCAGCCCGCCCGGACCUGAAGGACACCCCCCUUCCCAACGCCGAGCUCACAUUUUUCACAGAUGGAAGUAGUUUUCUCACCGCUGCAGGCACCAGGGCAGCAGGAGCAGCUGUUGUGGACCAGUCCCAGAACCUUGUCUGGGCCACCAGACUUCCUGAGGGCACAUCGGCCCAAAAGGCGGAACUGGAGGCCCUGAUGGCAGCCCUCCAGGUGGCCAGAGGGAAGUGUGUCAAUAUCUACACGGACAGCCGCUAUGCUUUUGUCAUCCUCCACGUACACGCCCCCAUCUAUCGUGAGUGAGGCUAUGUCACUUCCGCAGGGAAGCCCAUAGCGCACCUGGAACACAUCUAAGAACUUUUGGCUGCGGUCUGGGACCCCCGACAGGUAGCUGUGAUUCACAUACCAGGUCAUCAGAAAGGUAAUGCUCAUCCAGCACUGGGGAAUCGAUGGGCGGAUGAAGCAGCCCGGGAGACUGCCUUACAUGUUGAUUUUACAGAGGUCAAGCCAGGGAAAUUCGGAUUCCGUUACCUCCUAGUUAUGGUUGACACAUUCACUGGAUGGCCCAAGGCGUUCCCCACCAAAACUGAGACCGCCCAGAUGGUGGCUAAGCACCUCCUCGAGGACAUCAUUCCUCCAUAGGUUCCCCCAUCCAUCGGAUCCGACAAUGGCCCAGCUUUUGUGGGGCUUAUAGUAGGGUCCUUGGCUAAGGGACUGGGGACCUGGUGGAAGCACCAUUGUGAAUACAGGCCUCAGAGUUCAGGACAGGUAGAGAGGAUGAAUCGGAUCCUAAAAGAGUUUCUUACUAAACUCACACUGGAGACUGGGCAGGACUGGGUGACGCUCCUCCCACUGGCCCUCUUUAAGGCCAGAAAUACACCUGGCCACCUCUCCCUAACACCCUAUGAAAUCCUCUAUGGUUCCAUUUCUCCUAUCCUGCCCUCCCCUCCUACUGCCGACAAGCUCAAACCUCAUCUACGAGAUUUUGUUCUCUCUCUCUCUCAGGUACAUGCAGACCUGUGGCCCCAAUUAAAAGCCAGAUUUCAGCCCCCGAUGCACGAACCUAAUCCCUACCAACCUGGCGACUGGGUCUGGGUGAAACGCCAUCGAAAAGAGACGCUGCAACCCCGGUGGAAAGGGCCUUUUGUCGUUUUCUUAGUCACCCCACCAGUAGUCAAGGUGGACAGCAUCGGACCCUGGAUUCAUCGCUCUCAUGUUCGACUAGUGGAACCCCCCAAAUCUGACUGGAAGGUGCCGGACCCGCAGAUCACCCCCCUCGGCCAUGAUCCCGCCAAGAGUGACCCAAUUCCCACCAUAGAGGUCACUCCGCGCCCAGCUGUCGCUCCCUUGCAGGCCAGACCUUCCCACCCAAUUCAUGCCAGGAACUCUCCACCGAACCAUAGGCCAUGGAAAUGGACGCUAACCCCAGUAGAAUCUCCAGGGGAGGCCAUUGAUGUCAUCACCACCUCUGCCCCCACCUUCCCUGCCCACUCACUACCCCUCCAUCACCAUCAGUCAGCCCGGGACCACCGACCCCCACUAACAGUACCCCAUCAGCCCCCGUGUAUCAUCACCACAACCCACCCCUGCCCCAGCACCUAUAUUGGAGCUCACUACAAGCCACCUUUAUAG
Molecule: messenger RNA, 4869 nt
Organism: Gracilinanus agilis (Agile Gracile Mouse Opossum)
Lineage: Eukaryota; Metazoa; Chordata; Mammalia; Didelphimorphia; Didelphidae
Biological process (GO): DNA integration; virion assembly; proteolysis
Molecular function (GO): nucleic acid binding; RNA-DNA hybrid ribonuclease activity; aspartic-type endopeptidase activity
Source: RefSeq, a predicted model, not a curated record